GGGGAAAUCACUCUGUAAUAAGUACAGCCGGCUUCAUAUCAUCAUGUCCGACUCCGGUGGUGAACCUGCUGAAACUCUUGCUGGAAAUAAACCUGCAAGUGGUAUCAGCGACGCCGACAAUAAUGAGAAGGAAAAUGAAAGCGAAAUUACGCUUUAUUAUUUUCCCACUUCAUUCUCGUCACAGAAGGUUCUGUUGGCAGCUUAUGAAAAGGGAAUUAAAUUCAAACCUCGGUUAGUGAGUUUGUUUCAUGGACAGCACAUGGAGCCUUGGUAUGUCAAACUCAACCCUGAAGGCACUCAUGUUCCUGUGCUGGUGAAAGGCAACACAAUUCUGAAUGAUCCAGAAGAUAUUAUAGACUACAUUGACACACUCAAAAAUGGUGCCACACUGGUGCCUGAUGUCAACACACCUGAGGGCCAGGCAGUAAAGGCUGCGCGAGAACAACUGAAUGCAGUUGCGGUGGAUGUCAUUACCUAUGGUGUGGUCUUUCAUCCACACCUGUCUGCCUCUGGCUGCCACAUGCCCUCAGCUGUCCAGCGUAGCAUGCGUGAGAACUUUGCACGAAGGCUGCAGUACCUUACACACAAAGCUACGCAGUACCCAGAGCUACGAGACGGGUACCUGGCCAAGUCGCAGACAGCUGCCCACAAGUAUGACAUCAUCACUGAUGAAGAAAAGGUGAAGGGUCAUCUCAGUCACCUUGACUCCUUGUUCCAAGACAUGGAGAAGUUGUUGGCUGCUGCAGAGUCCAAAUCAGGCGCUGGCUGCGAGACGUGGCUGUUCGGACCGACCUUCACGGCGGCGGACAUCGCGUUGUCUGUCUUGCUGCACCGCCUCUUGCUGCUGGGCCUGGAUGCGCGUUUCUUCCCCGCCCACCGCUGCCCCCACACGCACCGCUACAUGCACCAGUUACUGCGUCACCCUCCCUUCUUGCGCAUCCAGAAGGAGGUGGGCGGGCUGCGCUUCACUCUCCUAUGGGAGGACUUAAAAGCUGCUUCACCCUACGUAGCAGUGGCUGCCGGGGUGGGUGUUACUGCGGCCCUGGCCUACUGGCUUCUAAAGCGCGCGCACUAAACAGCAAGGUGCGACAUGCUACACGGCUAGCUCUCAAUGUUCGAUAGCAAGUGAGGCCGACACAACGUACCGCUAGUCUUGCGCGGCUAGCGCUGAAAAACCAGUAUAUGUGACCAGUAUAUACCCGCUGAAAAUCGGUCAUCACCCUUUGAACAUAAAAGCCGCAGUUUUGCAAGACUGGUGUUUGUGUAUGACAUACUUGUAGGUGCAUGUUUACAGCUGUACAGGGUUCCGAGCAACCGUGUCUUGGUUACAAAACUAGACUUGUCUUUGGAACAUCAGUAGCAACAAUAACAGCUUUAAACAAAGGUUGAUUCUUGGGAACCCACGUUAUGGUGUAAACAAGAAAAUCAUAGCGCUAUAAGUCAAGUAUUCCUCGCCUUACACUGCCCAGCCCGAGACUGUGUGAUUGUUUAUAAUGCAAUAACAUUCUAGGCUUAUUUUAUUUCAACUGGCGGAGAGUUUUUUCCUAGCUAAAUCAUUGCAGAGACAUGGUUGGCAUUAGUUUUUUUUUGUUUGUUUUUUUUUUUUAACUUUUCUCUGCAAAGAUAUAGAUAACCCGUGGCGAGGUCGUCUUUGUGCAGCGAGCAUGUGAGCGAGAAGACAAGCCUAAUAAUCCUGCUGUAGAGUGCGUAACCGGAGAUCAGUAGCAUGUUCAGCCUAAACGCCCUUCUACUACAAUGGAGCUUAUUUUCAUCUGUAUGGCAAUGUUUAUUUUUUUAACAUUGGAAUAUUUAUCUAAUCCCUCUACCUUAUACUAACAAGUGGCGUGUGUGUGUGUGAGAGAGAAUGAUUGGACGGGCCAAGAUUCAAACGCGUUAAGGGCAGUGAAAUGAACUGGCGGCCAAGCAUGCGUAACCAGAAAAGUUACGUUCACCUCAGCGUUCAUGGACUGGAGACGGCGGUUUAAGAAAGGAAGCAACGAUUCUUCGAAAACUAGUUUUAAUUAUAAGCAACUCGGAUGACAUUAUAUGGGGCAUUAAAUAAGUGACAAGCUAAUGAGUAGUGUGUGAUAUAUGACUUGCAUACGAUGGCAACAGAAACUUGAUGUAAUCUUUCGGGCACCGCACACGUGUAGAAGCUGGUGCUAAAGACAAAAUAAUGCGCGAGUUCUUCGAUCCAAUAUGUUUGUAUAUUUUCGCUUUGGUUGCUAGAUAUUUAAUUUUCUUCCACUUUUUUUUCCAUCCGUGAAUUUUUGAGUCCUUUAUUUAUUUGUCUUUUGUGCUUUGUUGUUGUUUUUUUAAUGUGGAUGCAACGUGCUUAGCACAUGACCGUGAGGUGGGGAGUUAUUUCCCCUUUGUUGUGCUAUGUGAGGAACAUGAUUGUGAGCUUAUAUAGAGCAUUUUAGUACAUCUUUUAUUGUGAGUAACGUUUAAACACUAGUCAAGAGUUAAAAUAGCUAGACCAAAUAAAUCUGUGAGUUCACCUA
Molecule: messenger RNA, 2504 nt
Organism: Pomacea canaliculata
Lineage: Eukaryota; Metazoa; Mollusca; Gastropoda; Architaenioglossa; Ampullariidae
Product: ganglioside-induced differentiation-associated protein 1-like 1
Exons: 5
Coding region: 44-1075 (343 amino acids)
Biological process (GO): mitochondrial fission; mitochondrial fusion
Cellular component (GO): mitochondrial outer membrane
Source: RefSeq, a predicted model, not a curated record